Messenger RNA from Cladophialophora immunda, 813 nucleotides. RefSeq lists its product as uncharacterized. The record is from RefSeq and is a predicted model, not a curated record. The coding region runs from base 1 to 813 and encodes 270 amino acids. Gene Ontology annotation, cellular component: cytosol. Gene Ontology annotation, molecular function: aldose reductase (NADPH) activity. The transcript is spliced from 3 exons. NCBI's taxonomy places the organism in Eukaryota, Fungi, Ascomycota, Eurotiomycetes, Chaetothyriales, Herpotrichiellaceae.
AUGAUCUACGGCACUGCCUGGAAAGGAGACCAAACAGCAGACCUAGUCGCACAUGCCUUCGAAGCCGGAUUCCGCGCUUUUGACACCGCAGCCCAGCCUCGCCACUAUCGCGAAGAGCUGGUCGGCAAGGGCAUCAGAAUAUGCGUGGCAAAGUUCGGCGCGAAAAGGGAAGAUCUGUACAUCCAGACCAAGUUCCUUGGCCUUGCAGGUCAAGGCGCCGGACAAGAGGUGCCGUACGAUCCUGCUUCGAGCCUCACUGAGCAGGUGCGAACGUCCAUAAUAGGGUCAUUGUCCAAUCUGGCACCGGAAGAACAUCUGCCUCUGACGCAGGUCUUCAUAGACUGCCUGAUACUGCACGCGCCAUUUCAACGUCUGGAGGACACGCUUUCGCUUCAGGAGCUUCAAGGACUUUGCCAGCACGUAAAGAUUAAACCUUCCGUGGUCCAGAACGCCUUUCACUCUGGGACCAAAUCUGAUGUCGAUGUUCGAAAAUUCUGUGUGCAGAACGGUAUCGUGUACCAGGCCUUUUCGACUCUGACUGCCAAUCCAGAGCUCCUUUCAAGCGAUUUUGUGAGCUCUUUGGCUUCAGAGGCGGGCAUGGAGAGGGCUGUGGCGUUGUACUACCUCAUAGAGAAGCUCGAGAACGUCAACGUCCUGAACGGAACAACGAAAGCUGAGACUAUGAAACGAGACUUGGAACAGGUGCUCGAAUUGAAGGACUGGGCAUCGUCCAGCUCGCAUGCAGAAGAGCUAGCUGUCAUCACGUCGCAAUUCAGAGCUUAUAUCGGGGAGAGGGACGAGGGUGGGACAUGA